Molecule: messenger RNA, 1558 nt
Organism: Ochotona princeps (American pika)
Lineage: Eukaryota; Metazoa; Chordata; Mammalia; Lagomorpha; Ochotonidae
Product: retinol dehydrogenase 16-like
Exons: 5
Coding region: 282-1346 (354 amino acids)
Molecular function (GO): oxidoreductase activity
Source: RefSeq, a predicted model, not a curated record
CUUUACAGCCAGGUCGAAUGCCAACUGUGGCAUCGUACCUGAGUUUCACGGACGAGUGAGGACAUGUCUGCAGUGUAUCUGGCAGUGGAAUGUCCAAAAGAAACAGUCAAUGAGGAAAGGCGUGUGGCAAGAUAAAGAAAAGUUUCAGGAAGAGGGAGAUGGGACGAAGGUGAGGACUCAACACCAGAGAAUCGACUGCCCAGGCUGCUGACAAAGCCUUGUGCUUGGUAGCUCCAGACGUUGCUCAGAGGAUCAGUUGUCUGUGUGUCCCCUGAAAAGCCAUGUGGGGCUGCCUGGUGGCCCUCGUGGGCCUGUUCUUCCUGGUGCGCUGGUACCGCGAGAGGCAGGUGGUGAGCCAGCUGCAAGAUAAGUAUGUCUUCAUCACGGGCUGUGACUCGGGCUUUGGGAACCUGCUGGCCAGGCAGCUGGACAUGAGGGGCCUGAGGGUGCUGGCCGCGUGUCUGACGGAGAAGGGGGCCAAGCAGCUGAGGCGGCAGACAUCGGACAGAGCGGAGACGGUGAUCCUGGAUGUCACACAGACGGAGAGCAUCACUGCGGCUGCCCAGUGGGUGAAGGAGUGCGUGGAGGACAGAGGUGACACCUGUCACAGUGUUGCCCAUCUAGUGGGCAUGAAUUGGAACCCCAGCAAGGUGGGCAAUGCACAGGCUCCUCCUAGAGUUGCUCUUUCCCUGUCAUUGUCCCCAGGACUCUGGGGACUGGUGAACAAUGCUGGCAUCCUUGGGUACUUGGUUUCCAAUCAGUGGCUGACCAAGCAGGACUUUGUGGAUGUGCUCAACGUGAACCUGCUGGGGAUGAUCGAGGUGACUCUGAGCCUGCUGCCCUUGGUGAGGAAGGCCCGGGGCCGCGUGGUCAACAUCUCCAGUGUCAUGGGACGUGUGGCAAUGUUUGGUGGUGGCUACAGCAUCUCCAAGUAUGGUCUGGAGGCCUUCUCAGACUCACUCAGGAGGGAGCUCUUGCCAUUUGACGUGAAGGUGGCCAUGAUUGAGCCUGGUUUCUUCCAGACCAACUUAGUGGACAAAGAGAGACUUGCAUGUUCUAUAGAGGAAGCAUGGGACCAUGCCAGCCCUGAGGUCAAGGAGCUCUAUGGUUUGGAGUUUUUGGAAGUCUACCAGAAACUACCAGAAGAAUUCAAGCCGCCAGUUAGGCAGGACCUGUCCUUGGUGACUGACUGCAUGGAGCACGCAUUGACUGCACGCCACCCCCGCACCCGCUACUCCCCUGGAUGGGAUGCCAAGUUCUUCUACCUCCCUCUAAGCUACAUGCCCACCUGUCUGGUGGAUGCCAUGGUCUCCUGGUUGGGCCCGAAGCCAGCCAAGGCCCUGUGAGGACCCUACUACCCUGCCUACGUGCGCACAGUUGGGAAUACUAAGAGGGAGGGUGACUACCACUGGAAAGGGUGGGGUUCAGUCUCAGCUGUCCCCAGACCUGCCUGCUGCUCCAGCCUUUCCGUAGCUCUCACCUGGUGCCAUGCAGUCUGGGAACAGCUCUUAGGGCUCACAGCUUUAUGGUUCAGGACACAUCUGCACAGUGUGGGGGA